Labrus bergylta (ballan wrasse) is the source of this 1365-nucleotide messenger RNA. It is a transcript of the gene tspan13b, whose product is annotated as tetraspanin 13b. NCBI's taxonomy places the organism in Eukaryota, Metazoa, Chordata, Actinopteri, Labriformes, Labridae. The record is from RefSeq and is a predicted model, not a curated record. Gene Ontology annotation, cellular component: plasma membrane.
CCUCACCUCCGGAGUCCUCGUGCGUGUGUCAGCUUCCAGCUCGCACAGAAGCAACCAACAAAUCAGCUGAUCGAGUCUCCGAGGAUUUCACGGUCAGAAACAAAUAUUUAAUUUUUUCAUCGAUUUGAUUUUUAUUGAUUUUUUUUAAAAGAUGGGCGCUGCCGGGUUCACGUGCUCCAAAAUCUGUCUGUGCGCGCUCAACAUCCUGUAUGUGAUGGUGAGUCUGCUCCUGGUCGGCAUCGCGGUCUGGGUGUGGUUCGGUCUGGUCUCCAGCUUCCAGGUGGUCGGGGGAUUGUGGGGGUCGGGGUUCCUCUUCCUCGUGGCUGUGGCCGGACUCAUAGGGGCGAUGAAGCACCACCAGGUCCUCCUCUUCUUCUACAUGAUCGUCCUCUUCAUGGUCUUCAUUGUUCAGUUUUCCGUCUCCAGCGCCUGUUUGGCCGUCAACAGAGAACAGCAGGAGGAGCUGUUGGAGGUCGGCUGGAAUAACUCUCAGAGCACUCAAAGAGACGUGGAGAAGAGUUUAAACUGCUGUGGAUUCAGAGAGGUGGACAACAACCACACCUGUGAAGCUGUGUGUUUUCCGAACCAUGCGUGUGUGCCGUGUGCAGAGAAGAUCCAGGAGCAUGCAGGAGAGGCUCUGCGGUUUGCGGGGGGCAUCGGCCUCUUCUUUAGCUUCACAGAGGUCGUGGGGGUGUGGCUGGCUUAUCAUUACAGGAACCAGAAGGACCCUCGAGCCAAUCCCAGCGCCUUCCUGUGACCCCCCCCCCCAUACUGACCUCCCCACAAUGGACCAGACACACCUGUGUGUGUCCACUGAUGCUACUGAUGCUGAUGGUUUAAUAUGAGCGUGUGUGCGUGUGUGUGUUUGUGUGUGUGUGUGUGUGUGUGUGUGUGUGUGUGUGUGUACUGUGAUCAAUAACACUCUGACACUCUCCUAAGUGUGUGUCAGCGUGCACAGGUGUGACACACACACACACACAAACACACACACUCACAGACACACAUAACAUUAACAAUAUCACUGACACACACUCAGCACAUAUUUUAUAUAUGUUUUUUAACUUAUUAACAUGAGGUCACCCACGGCUUUCAGAGGAUGAUCCACCCAUGUAUAAAGAGGUGUGUGUGCGUGUGUGUGCGUGUGUGUGCGUGUGUGUGCGUGUGUGUGCGCGUUAAGGAUUUUGUGGAGGAAACAGUGACGUCUGAUCAUCAUAAUCCUCAUCAGUAAUGUUGUAAAUAUGAACGCUCUUAUUGUGAAAAGCUCUUAUGAAACAUCAAUAAUAAUCUAAAUCUCUCUCGUGAUGAUGAUUAAGGGAACAAAGCUCAAUCAUCUGAUCGAACUAAUAAAGUCUAUUCACACACUGA